GAACACGGCAUCAGUGGCGGCGGCGUCACCUAGGCAGCUGCCCCCCGGCGCCAUGCGAGGCCUCGGGCCAGGUCUGGCGGUGCGGCGACUCCUCCCGCUGCGGUUACCCCCGCGGCCGCAGCGGCCGCCCGGUCCCCGGCUGUCGAGCCGGCCGACGGUGUCGGGCGCCCUGGACCGGGCCAUGGACGAGCUGCUGCGCCGCGCCGUGCCCGCGACGCCGGUCUACGAGCUGCGGGAGAAGUCGCCGGCGCCCGCCGAGGGCCAGUGCGCGGACUUCGUGAGCUUCUACGGCGGCCUGACGGAGGUGGCCGAGCGCGCCGAGCUGCUGGGCCGCCUGGCGCAGGGCUUCGGCGUGGACCACGGCCAGGUGGCCGAGCAGAGCGCCGGCGUGCUCCAGCUGCGCGAGCAGCCGCGGGAGGCGGCCGUGCUGCUGCAGGCCGAGGACCGGCUGCGCUACGCCCUGGUGCCGCGCUACCGCGGCCUCUUCCACCACAUCAGCAAGCUGGACGGCGGCGUGCGCUUCCUGGUGCAGCUGCGGGCCGACCUGAUCGAGGCGCAGGCCCUCAAGCUGGUGGAGGGGCCGCACGUCCGGGAAAUGAAUGGUGUGCUGAAAGGCAUGCUCACGGAGUGGUUUUCUUCGGGAUUCCUAAACCUCGAACGGGUGACCUGGCAUUCGCCAUGUGAAGUGCUUCAGAAAAUCAGUGAGUCUGAGGCUGUGCACCCUGUAAAGAAUUGGAUGGAUAUAAAACAACGUGUCGGACCAUACAGAAGAUGUUACUUCUUUUCUCACUGUUCCACCCCCGAGGAGCCCCUGGUGGUCUUGCAUGUGGCGCUGACCAGUGACAUCUCCAGCAACAUUCAGUCAAUCGUGAAGGAGUGUCCUCCGGCAGAAACAGAGGAGAAGAACAAAAUCGCCGCUGCCAUAUUUUAUUCCAUCAGUCUGACCCAGCAAGGCCUGCAGGGGGUGGAGCUGGGGACCUUCCUCAUAAAGCGCGUGGUGAAGGAGCUGCAGCAGGGUUACACUGGCAGGCCGGGCCCUAACUUCCAUGAUGCAAGGAAAGUUUACACAUCCAAAGCACUGGGAAGUUGCAAACCAGAGCCCUGGGAUGGGGAAGUGAAGCCAGCGACAUGGCUGCUGGGGAAAGAUGCAGACUGUGCAAGAGGUCAGCUGCCAGCGCCAAGCCCCCCAUCAGCUGCAGCCAUGAGCAACUGGAGGAAGGACCACCUGGGUGCUAGCAGCUCAGAGCCCCUCAAGGUCAUCAUUAUCGGUCGACGCUCAACCACUGAGCCACACCGGCUGGGCUAUGCUUACAACUUAUGCGGUAUCAUUCCAUGUAAUCCUUCAAAGACCCUGCAAGGCAAUGGUCCCUCCGGCAUCUGCUUGUCCUACCUGCUCUCCGGCUACACCCCCUACGUGAAGCCCGAUGCCGUCCACCCACACCCCCUGCUGCAGAGGAAGCUCUCCGAGGCCCCGGGGGUCUCCAUCCUGGACCAGGACCUGGAUUACCUGUCUGAGGGCCUCGAAGGCCGGUGCCAGAGCCCUGUGGCCCUGCUCUUUGACGCCCUCCUGCGCCCAGACACAGACUUUGGGGGGAACACGGAGUCUGUCCUCACCUGGAAGCUCCAGAAGGAGCGAGCCAUCCCCCACGUGGUCCUGGGCCGGAACCUGCCUGGGGGAGCCUGGCAUUCCAUUGAAGGCUCCAUGGUGACCCUGAGCCAAGGCCAGUGGAUGGGGCUCCCGGACCUGGAAGUCAAGGACUGGAUGCGCCGGAAGCGCAGAGGUCUCCGUAACAGCCGCGCCACAGCCGGGGACAUCGCUCACUACUACAGGGACUACGUGAACAAGAAGGGUCUGGGCCAAAGCUUUGUGUCCGGCGCUGUGGUCACGGCUGUGGAGUGGGGGAUCCCCGAGCCCAGUGGUUCUGGGGCCCAAGACCCCAGCCCCCUCUUCCAGGUGAGCGGCUUCCUGACCGCCGAGGACCAGAGCCAGCAGCCCUUCUCCCUGUGCGCCCACAACGUGGUCCUGGCCACAGGCACGUCGGACAGUCCGGCCCGGCUGGGCAUCCCCGGGGAGACCCUGCCCUUCGUCCACCAUGAGCUGUCGGCCCUGGAGGUGGCCAUCAGGGCGGGCACAGUGACCCCAGAUUCGGACCCGGUCCUCAUCAUCGGCGCUGGGCUGUCGGCGGCCGACGCAGUGCUCUACGCGCGCCAUUACAACAUCCUCGUGAUCCACGCCUUCCGCCGGCCCGUGGACGACCCGGGCCUGGUCUUCAACCAGCUGCCCAAGAUGCUGUACCCGGAGUACCACAAGGUGCACCAGAUGAUGCGCGAGCAGUCCAUCCUGUCGCCCAGCCCCUACGAGGGCUACCGCAGCCUCCCCGAGCACCAGCUGCUGCUCUUCAAGGAGGACCGCCAGGCGCUGUUCCAGGACCCCCAGGGCCUCCACAAGGUCUUCGGCCUCUCCCUGGUGCUGGUCCUCAUCGGCUCCCACCCCGACCUCUCCUUCCUCCCGGGGGCAGGCGCCCACCUCGCCGUGGACCCUGACCAGCCUCUGAGCGCCAAGAGGAACCCCAUCGACGUGGAGCCCUUCACCUACCAGAGCACACAGCAGGAGGGCCUGUACGCUGUGGGGCCGCUGGCCGGGGACAACUUCGUGCGGUUUGUGCAGGGCGGGGCCCUGGCCGUGGCCAGCUCCCUGCUGAGAAAGGAGGCCAGGAAACCGCCUUAGCCCUCGGCCGGGCAUCCUCACACCCAGGCCCUAAAGAGGAGGGGAGAUCACCACAGCCCUGCUGGACACAGACGCUCCGUGAGGGAAGGGGCCUCUCCUGGCAGGAGACAGGAGUAGCCAUGAGCUCAUGCAACAGGCUCUUCAGAUGAAGAGUGGGGAACCCAGGCUACAGACUCAGACCAGAGCUCAGGGCCGGAACUACGGCCCAGACCUGCAACUUGGGGUGAAAGGUGCCAGUGUGAGCGGGGACCAUCGGGGUCUGACUCCAGGCUCGCUCCUUCCAAAAUCAGGUCCCAAAUAAAACCAGCACCUGCCUCCA
Messenger RNA from Myotis myotis, 3047 nucleotides. RefSeq names its product malonyl-CoA decarboxylase, mitochondrial. Gene Ontology annotation, molecular function: malonyl-CoA decarboxylase activity; oxidoreductase activity. The coding region runs from base 53 to 2728 and encodes 891 amino acids. Gene Ontology annotation, biological process: fatty acid biosynthetic process; malonyl-CoA catabolic process; acetyl-CoA biosynthetic process. The record is from RefSeq and is a predicted model, not a curated record. The transcript is spliced from 12 exons. Gene Ontology annotation, cellular component: peroxisomal matrix; mitochondrial matrix. Lineage: Eukaryota; Metazoa; Chordata; Mammalia; Chiroptera; Vespertilionidae.